AUGGCUGCGAGUGCGUAUACAAUGACAUCUGAAGAGCUCAUGGAUGCUUUAAUAUAUAGGAUACAGAGAAAUGCGGUCAAGUGGGAUACUAGAAAACUUGAUAAGAUGGAGAAACGUUUGCAGACGGCUGUUGCGGUUAUCAGAGGCGCUCGUAAUUCUCUCCAGCCCAUCAAUCGUAUCCCACCAGAGCUCCUCUCUGUCAUCUUCAGUAUGGCGCAGCAUCAUCUUCCUGGCUUUCUUCCUCUCUUUGGUGCGCGGAGUGGCUACACCCAAGCUACAAACUGGCUGUGCGUGCUCCGGGUCUGUCGCCAUUGGCGUGGGGUAGCUACAACUUUCCAUUCGUUUUGGACAACCAUCGACAACGAACGCAGCCCUCACACAUUCUUAAAACGUUCCGGAGACUCGCUCAUCACAGUUGUCGCUGGUUUGACAAAGCCAUACUUUGACCAGCAGUAUUUAACAGCUAUCAUGGAGUCGUUACCUCGUAUCCGUGAGCUUCACGCCGACUUUUGA
Messenger RNA from Desarmillaria tabescens, 513 nucleotides. RefSeq lists its product as uncharacterized. Bases 1 to 513 code for a protein of 170 amino acids. The record is from RefSeq and is a predicted model, not a curated record. NCBI's taxonomy places the organism in Eukaryota, Fungi, Basidiomycota, Agaricomycetes, Agaricales, Physalacriaceae. The transcript is spliced from 3 exons.